AUGCAAAUAACAAUUCCAUUUCCACCACCUCUACAUGAUAAAGAUCUUAUACCUAAACUUAAAAAAGGAAAAAUGCCAUUACGAACGACUAAUCAAUUUUUAUUAUAUCGAACCGCUUUAAUUAAUACUUUACAUAGCAUUGGAUAUGAAGAAUAUAAUAUGAGAAACAUUUCUAAGAUGGCUUCAGAAUUAUGGAAAUUAGAACCGAAUUAUGUACAAGAAGAAUAUAAAAAAUUGGCUAAUAAAGUUAAAAGAAUUUAUCAAGAUAUGGAAAUAAAGAAUAUAGAUACUAAUAAAAUUGAAAAUUGUCAUGAAAAUAAUAAUAGAAAUGAUGUGAAUGAGAAUGAGAACAAAACUGAAUUUUAA
Diversispora eburnea is the source of this 366-nucleotide messenger RNA. NCBI's taxonomy places the organism in Eukaryota, Fungi, Glomeromycota, Glomeromycetes, Diversisporales, Diversisporaceae. The record is from the annotation of a GenBank genome assembly.